UCAACAUAACGUUUUUUAAUCAUUUUUCACCGAAGCAAAUUACUAAAAAAAUUUCUCCUCCCAUCCAUUUUGACAAAAAACAAUUUGCUAAAAUCAUUUUUGAAUCCUACUCUCAAUAUAUAUUGUUUUAAUCUUUUUGGUAAAACAAAUUACUAAAAAACACCAUCAUCCAUUUUAUCUAAGUAAACAAAUAUUUGUCACAUAUUUAGAAUAUACAUAUAUUAUUAUUAUUAAGAAUAUAUAUAUGUAUAGACACACAUACUUACAUAUAUACAUACUUGCAUGUAUAAAUAUACAUAAAUAUAUACAUAAUUAUGUAUGUAUAGUAUUUGGUAAACAUGUAUGGGGCAUUUUAAAUGUGUAUAUUAUCCAUCUUGUAUUUAGAUCCAAGGUUAAACUUAUCCAAAAGUUCUAAUUGUGCAUCCUUAUGUGCAAGAAUAGUCCAAUCUUUGUCUUUUAAAAAUCAAUAAUUAAGAAAAGUCAAAUAUUUUUUGUGCAAUAUUAUCCAUCUUGUAUUUAGAUCCAAGGUUAAACUUAUCCAAGAAGUUCUAAUGUGUCGGCCGUUAUGAGAAAGAAAAAUCUAUUUUUUUUUCUUUACAAAUCAAUAAUUAAGUGGUUUUUUAUGCAAAAUUUACUUUCACCUUUUUAGUAUUUUCGUUGCAAAGUUUCAUAAGAGCAAUAGAACAUGUGUAGGAGUCCAACUAUCGUCAUUCAUAAGUUGGAUCGUGUUAAAGCAUAUGACAGUUUGAUUCACAGAUUUAUAUUAAAAAUAUUUUUUAUACUAUAGGGGGCCACAAAGGGGUUAGUUUCAGAAUGUGUAAUGUCCGGGCCCACAACCUACUAGGCCCAAUAGGAAAUAGGCCCAGUUAAGGGUUUGGGCCCAAAUUUCACUGUGGGCAGUAUUAUUAUAAUGGCUAUCAGGAAGAGGUUGCCACCUCCUUCCUGCUCUGAAACGAAAGGAUAAGACCGACAAGGAAGGGUUACCUCACGCCCCAGACGGUAAGCCAGGCACCAUGGCAGAGCAGGGAGAGGUGGCUAGGGUCGCCUCACGCCCCAGACGGUAAGCCAGGCACCAUGGCAGAGCAGGGAGAGGUGGCUAGGGUCACCUCACGCCCCAAGUGGCGAGCCAGGCACCAUGGCAGAGCAGGGGGCAGCUAUGAGUCCCGGAGCCAGAGGAUAAGGGAGGAUAAGGGGGAUGGGACUUCACAGAAGGAAAUCCCCAGCCAUGCAAACCCUGGGACGGUGACCUCACCCCUGCUGGCAGCCGAUUCCGGCGCGCCUGAGACAGGGGGGCGGCUGCCAGUCCCAGAGCAGGGAGGAAAGGAGAGGAUGGGACCUCUAAGAGGGGGGUCUCACCCUCUAAACAAAUUAUUUAAGCCUCUGCCGGCAACCCCAAGUCACAGACUCCCUAGAAUACUGAACGAGAGAGAGAGCCGAAGCCUUGGAGCCGAAGGCAAAGGAGCCCUGAAGCUCCAAGGGGAAGGAGGGACUACCAGGGGGAGGUACUGCCCGACUGCAACCGGCCAAGGUGACUUAGGACUCGUCACCAGGACGCAGGAGACCUAGGAGAAAGGCAAAUUACUAAACACUAUAAGAUAUGGAGGAUGAUAGGAGGCCACCGUCCCCAGAUCCUAGCUACCGCUCCGAGUCCCCGGAUACACCACGCUCUGGGGCAGGUAGCGCGGAUCUAGCUGGAGUGUACCAAUUGAUGGUGCAGCUCCUCCAGCAGCAGCAGCAGAUACAGCUAGCUACCAUACAACCAACCAGCUCUUAUUAUGAGAGGUUUCGACGAUUGAACCCACCAGUAUUUGAUGGCGGACCGGACCCGAUAGCGGCCGAGACAUGGAUUCGGGAUAUGGAGAAGAUGUUCCAGGCACUCCAGUUCCCCGAAGAAACGAAGGUCCGAUUAGCCAUUCCCCAGCUGAAGGGGAGCGCCGAGUUUUGGUGGACGACCAUGGAGCCCGCAUACCCCGCCAGCAGGAUUACUUGGAGGGACUUCACGAGGCUGUUCUAUGCAGAGUAUUUUCCGGACUCGGUGAACCAGAUGAAACAAGAUGAAUUUUUGACACUGACGCAGUCCGAGCAUAUGUCUGUCCUGCAGUAUGCCAGCAAAUUCAACGAACUGGGCCGGUUCUGCCCCCAGUUCAUGGAAAAUGAAAGCAGUAAGGCAAGCCGGUUUGAGCGAGGGUUGAGGUACAGGAUCAGAUCUCGGAUAUCUUCUCACCUAUUCACCUGCUACAGAGACGUGCUGGAUCGGGCCUUGAAGGUUGAGGCCGACUUGAUGAGGCCUGACUUAGAAAGAAGUGAUCUGACGAAGGCCAGGCCAGCAGGAGGACAGAGCAGUAGGCCCAAGGGCAUCAAGGGGUCUAUGAUUAAGAAGAGACAGAACCGAGGUUGCCCUAGCUGCGGCAAGCAUCACAGUGGGCCCUGUUUGAAGAAAAUUGGGGCCUGUUUUACAUGCGGGCAGCUCGGACAUAUGGCAUGUGACUGCCCGAAGAGGGCACCCAGACCUCCUGCAACCGAGGGCCAGAAGCCAAGGAACACCCCCCGAGUAUUCGCACUGACUCGCCAGGACGCCAGUGUGAGCGACCAAGUGGUGACAGAUCACCACCAGUGACAGCUGCUAGAAGCAUUUUCUUUUGCAACAGGGCUUCCUUAUUUUUGGGGAUGAUAUAAAUAAACUUUUGUGUAUAUAAACUAUGUAGAAGCUCUGUACUUUAUAUGAACCAGUGUGUUGUACCACCUUCUUUUGAUAUAUGCAAGUUUGACUGCUUUGACUA
This is a messenger RNA of Phoenix dactylifera (date palm), 2780 nucleotides long. The record is from RefSeq and is a predicted model, not a curated record. NCBI's taxonomy places the organism in Eukaryota, Viridiplantae, Streptophyta, Magnoliopsida, Arecales, Arecaceae.